Molecule: messenger RNA, 1843 nt
Organism: Temnothorax curvispinosus
Lineage: Eukaryota; Metazoa; Arthropoda; Insecta; Hymenoptera; Formicidae
Product: cytochrome P450 CYP12A2-like
Exons: 9
Coding region: 222-1811 (529 amino acids)
Molecular function (GO): heme binding; oxidoreductase activity, acting on paired donors, with incorporation or reduction of molecular oxygen; iron ion binding
Source: RefSeq, a predicted model, not a curated record
GAGGAACAUCUGUCGAUCGAAGAACAUCGAAUCUGUAAAAGAAAAAAGAUUGAAAGAUAUAUGACGACACUAAAAUUAUUCAAUUCCUGUUAACUUCUUACGCAAUAUUACUCGAGUGCAAAAACUUUCUUUUAAUUCUGAUAGUGAUUUCCGAAAACCACGGUACGAGCAAACUGACAAUUUUACAUUUUAAUACGAAAGUCUAAAGAAAUCCGAUAAGUAUGCCACGGAAUGCCAGAUUUUUUAUUCACGGAAUCAACGAUGUGCGUUUGCCAUCGAAAAUGCUAUGUCGCGCAAAAUCUAUGAAAAUGAAUCCGAUGGGAUAUAAAACAGUUAAAACUGACAAUACAUCGCAAUACGUACGGCCGACCAAGGAUAUUCCUGGUCCAAAAGCACUACCUUUACUUGGCAAUAGCUUUAGAUUUAUGCCUUUUAUAGGUGAAUACUAUAAUGUGAAUGUUCUGACACUGAUGCGGAUGCUGCGUGAUAAAUAUGGCAAUAUUGUUAAAUUAGACGACCCAACACAGGAACAACCGCGUAUCUUUCUAUUCUCUCCAGAGUUGUGUAAGGAGAUGUAUAAGUUGCAAGGCAAAUGGCCAACGCGAAACUCCCUGGAGCCCUUGCAUUACUAUCGCCAGAGCAGAGAACACAUCUACAACGGACAGUACGGCCUCGUAACAAGUCAGGGAGAAUCGUGGCAGGACUUUCGAUCAAAAGUCACUUUGCCCAUGAUGCGACCGGACAUAGUCAAAACGUAUGCUGGACAGAUCAACGAGAUAACCAGCGACUUCGUAGAGAAACUGCCAGCAUUGCGAGAUCCUAAAAUUUUGGAAUUGCCAAGUGACUUUAUGAAUGAAUUAUAUAAAUGGAGUUUAGAAACGAUGUGUUCAAUUGCGUUAAAUUGCCGAAUGGGAUGCUUGAAGCCCAAUCUUGCUGUGGACUCGGAACCGCAACAAAUGAUUAAUUGCGUACAGGAAGCGUUCGAUCUGAUAUAUCGUUUGGAAAAUCUGCCAUCUCUAUGGAAAGUGUACAAUACGCGGAACCUCAAGAAGCUAUUCCAUGCUUUGGAUACAAUUAAUGCAAUAUCGGAAAAACAUGUCGAAUUCGCUAAAACGAAAUUUUUGGAGACCGCAGAUAAUACGAAUCUAAAAGAUCGCAGUAUACUAGAAAAACUUUUGAGUAUUGAUAAACAAACAGCUCACGUAAUGGCUUUGGAUAUAUUAAUGAGCACUGAUACGACUAGCAAUGCAGCUGGCGCUUUGCUAUAUUAUAUGGCAAAUAAUGCGGAGAAACAGGAAAAAUUGCGAGAGGAAGCAAUUUCUGUAUUACCUGACAAAACCACGCAUAUUACAGAAGACAUCCUGAAGAAUGUAUCAUAUGUUAAAGCCUGUAUUAAAGAAUCUAUGCGACUGUUUCCCAUCGUCAGUGGCGUUUUAAGAACUAUGCAGAGGCAAGUAUCCAUAGGAGGAUACACGAUACCAGAAGGAUCAAACGUUAUGGCUUGUCACGCGCUGCUUUCGAUGGAUUCCAUAUAUUUUCCGGAACCAGAGAAAUAUAUUCCCGAGAGAUGGAUGCGGGGUAAUCUCGAAUAUUUAUCAUACAAAACUUUGCAUCCCUACGUGUACAUGCCUUUCGGAUAUGGUGUUCGCUCUUGUGUUGGGCAAAGAGUCGCCGAGAUGGAGCUCAUGAUAUUUAUUUUGAAAGUCGUACGAAACUUUCGGAUUGAGUGGCAUUAUGGACCGCUCGAAUACAAGAGCCAGAUUGUAAACUCGGUAACAUCACCAUUGAGAUUCAAACUCAUCGAUUUGUAGAUCAUUUUUAAUCUUUCCAUAAUUUAAUCGUU